CCCUACCUGAGACACACAUAUCGUGGUACACACAGGCGUGGUGACCACAUCGACUGUACUGGGAGAACUGCCAACCAUGACUGGGAUAGUUGUCUCAGUUCUGGUAACUGUGUUACUGGUGACUUCGGGGAGUGCAACACCGACUGAGGACAUUGAAGGGUAUUUUAAAGACUUGAGGAAAGAUGUCAUGCAAAGGUUUGAUGGAUUGGAAAAGUCAAACGAAGCGCUGCUCAAGGAAUUGCAUCAAUUUGAAGAUGCCAUUGGACCAGAAGCAAAGGAAAAGGCAAACAGGAACCAAGGAGCAGGAUGUGAAGACCAUUCACGUAGCUGCUCAAAGUACGCCAAGAGAGGGUACUGCAGGAAAAAGGCUGAUCAGAUGUUGAAGAAAUGUCCGAAAUCCUGCAAUGCUUGUAUGAAUGUGACAACCCUACUACCAGCACAGGAGACGACUAAAAGCAGCACAGAUGCAGGUUGUGUGGACCAUUCACACCGAUGCCCAAAGUACGCCAAGAAAGGGUUGUGCGAAAAAAAACAUCAUCUAGUGAAGAUAUGUCCGAAAUCCUGCAAUGCUUGUAUGGAUGUGACAACCCAGCUUCCAGCACAGGAAGCGACCAACAGCAGCACAGGAGCAGGAUGUGAAGACCAUUCACGUAGCUGCUCAAAGUACGCCAAGAGAGGGUACUGCAAGGAAAAGGCUGAUCAGAUGUUGAAGAAAUGUCCGAAAUCCUGCAAUGCUUGUAUGAAUGUGACAACCCUGCUACCAGCACAGGAGACGACUAAAAGCAGCACAGAUGCAGGUUGUGUGGACCAUUCACACCGAUGCCCAAGAUUUGCCAAGAAUGGGCUCUGCGAAAAAAGUGAUCAUGUGGUGAAGAAAUGUCCGAAAUCCUGCAAUGCUUGUAUGGAUGUGACAACCCAGCUUCCAGCACAGGAAACGACCAACAGCAGCACAGAUGCAGGUUGUGUGGACCAUAUACACCGAUGCCCAAAGUACGCCAAGAAAGGGCUCUGCAAAAGAAAUGAUCAUGUGGUGAAGAAAUGUCUGAAAUCCUGCAAUGCUUGUAUGGAUGUGACAACCCAGCUUCCAGCACAGGAAACGACCAACAGCAGCACAGAUGCAGGUUGUGUGGACCAUAUACACCGAUGCCCAAAGUACGCCAAGAAAGGGCUGUGCGAAAGAAAUGAUCAUGUGGUGAAGAAAUGUCCGAAAUCCUGCAAUGCUUGUAUGAAUGUGACAACCCAGCUUCCAGCACAGGAAACGACCACCAGCAGCACAGGAGCAGGAUGCGAAGACCGUUCGAGUAUCUGCUCAAUAUACGCCAAGAGAGGGUACUGCAAUGAUAAGGGUGAUAAGUUGUUGAAGCUAUGUCCGAAAUCCUGCAAUGCUUGCAUAAAUGUGACAACCAAGGUUCCAGCACAGGAGACGACCAAAAGCAGCACAGUUUUAGUGUCUCUUCCCCUAGCUAAAGAUAGACGACAUCGCACAAAAGAUGCCUUCCUGUCUAUUGAUCCUCCUUCCGAUUCUGAUACCGAGCAGACACGGCAAAGAUUAAAUAUACGACAUCGCACACCUAAGGCCUCAAUCGCCAUUGAUCCUGUUCCCAAACGCCCACAGCCAAGAAAGAAUAUACGACAUCGCACACCUAAGGCCUCAAUCGCCAUUGGUCCUGUUCCCAAACGCCCACAGCCAAGAAAGAAUAUACGACAUCGCACACCUAAGGCCUCAAUCGCCAUUGAUCCUGUUCCCAAACGCCAACAGCCAAGAAAGAAUAUACGACAUCGCACACCUAAGGCCUCAAUCGCCAUUGAUCCUGUUCCCAAACGCCAACAGCCAAGAAAGAAUAUACGACAUCGCACGCGUGAAGCCUCAAUAGCCAUUGAUCCUGUUCCCAAACACCCACAGCCAAGAAAGAAUAGACGACAUCGCACAAACGAAGCCUUCCUGUCUGUUGAUCCUCCUUCCGCUUCUGAUACCGAGCACCAACAGCCAAGAUUCACUAAACCACACUACACAAGAAAGGCUGCUGAUCAAGUUCCCAAACGCCCUCAGAGACGAAACGGCAAUGAUGUUGCAGUUGACUCACCACAUCUGGCUGUUGAUCCUGUUCCUCUUGGGGUCCGUCAACAUUCAAGGGAAGGUAUACUGAACGAUCGGGUGCACGUCAGACAAGGCAGGCCAGAGGUAGACUUGGAACAGCAUAGAUUGUCACUUUUUGAAGUGGCGCUUGGACUCGGGACCAAUAUCGAACGAAAAAAGCAGUAACAUUUAAAAAAAAUCUUGUAUGAGUGCUUCCCGUAGAAUUACGGUAAUAAAUGCGGUCAUCACGAUGGGACAUAUUUGGAAAUAUAAACGUUACUUUCCUCGAUGCGAUAUCCCAUGGUACAAGGAAAAUGUUAUUUUUCAUAAUGAACUUAACUCUUAAGGUUUGGUAUGUUUUGUUUGUCAAUCCAAAUUGCUGACUUGAUGACUGCAGGAAUAUGAUCAGACCACUACAUAGGAAGAUAUUCCCUGUAUCGGUUGAAGCUAUUAAACUCUUUGCAAUAUCA
Messenger RNA from Haliotis rufescens (red abalone), 2547 nucleotides. Its product is annotated as G surface protein, allelic form 168-like. Bases 77 to 2263 code for a protein of 728 amino acids. Lineage: Eukaryota; Metazoa; Mollusca; Gastropoda; Lepetellida; Haliotidae. The record is from RefSeq and is a predicted model, not a curated record. The transcript has 27 exons.